Messenger RNA from Vicia villosa (hairy vetch), 1409 nucleotides. RefSeq lists its product as uncharacterized. Bases 165 to 1049 code for a protein of 294 amino acids. Gene Ontology annotation, molecular function: oxidoreductase activity, acting on the CH-CH group of donors. Gene Ontology annotation, biological process: lipid metabolic process. The transcript has 10 exons. Lineage: Eukaryota; Viridiplantae; Streptophyta; Magnoliopsida; Fabales; Fabaceae. The record is from RefSeq and is a predicted model, not a curated record. Gene Ontology annotation, cellular component: membrane.
CCAAUCUCAACCGCAAAAUAUUAUUCAAUUCAUAAAACACCAAACUCUCUUCUUCUUCUUCUUCCUUUUCUAUUUUCAAAUUCUAUAUAAUACAAAAUUUCACAAAAACCAACCAAUAUCUCGAAAGUGCAAAGCAAAGAAUAUAAUAAUAUAACAUAAAAAAAAUGGGCACUGUUAUUGACUCUCAUUUCUUAGCCCUCACUGCCAUUAUCACCAUUGUUUAUCAGCUUCUGUUUUUCAUUGUCACUGCACUUCUCAAAUUCGAUAAGGUCACUGAUUUUGCAGGAAGUACCAAUUUCGUUAUUGUCGCUGUAUUGACCUUAGUACUCAAAGGCUCAUGGCAUUUUCGACAGAUAAUCCUCACUCUCUUUGUUGUAUUAUGGGGUCUUCGCCUUGGUUUUUUUCUCUUACUCAGGAUUUUACAGUGGGGAGAGGAUCGCCGUUUUGAUGAAAUGCGUAGUAAUUUGGGGAGAUUGGCUGUGUUUUGGAUAUUUCAGGCUGUUUGGGUUUGGGCUGUGAGUUUACCUGUUACAGUGGUGAAUGCAAGUGAUAGGAAUCCUUUUCUAAAGGCUGUGGAUUUGAUUGGGUGGCUUAUGUGGGCUGUGGGUUUUAUGUUUGAAGCUACGGCCGAUCAACAAAAAUUGACUUUCAAAAAUUCUUCGGAAAAUAGAGGGAAGUGGUGCAAUGUUGGACUCUGGCAAUAUACUCGUCAUCCUAACUAUUUUGGCGAGAUAUUGCUUUGGUGGGGAAUUUUUGUGGCAUCUACACCUGUACUGAAGAAAGCUGAAUGGCUAGUAAUCAUUGGACCGAUCUUUCUCACACUGUUGCUUCUUUUCAUCAGUGGCAUUCCACUGCUCGAGGAAUCAGCAGAUAAGAAGUUUGGAAAUGUGGAGGGAUAUAGGGUAUACAAACAAAAAACCAGCCCUUUAAUCCCAUUGCCACCAGGAGUCUAUGGAAAGUUACCUGCAUGGUUCAAAUCAGCUUUUCUCUUUGAAUUUCCACUCUACAGUCGUAAUUUUCCCUCGGAAGAACAAAUUUGGUCUCAAUAAAUGGUAUUGAAUUAUUUACUGUUUGCUCAAGGUGUAGAACAAGCAGUGGGAAAAGCAGUGAUACUUUGAAAAUCGAGUAGCCAACCGUUGGUUCUCUUGCAUCACACUAAAGUUAUAGUUGCCAUCGUUGUCUGUCGCUGUUAGGAAUUUUCUUUGGGGUUUUUCAAGCCAUGUAAUGUUGUUGCAACUUGCAACUUUUCUUCUUGUUUUUAUCCCUUUAAUUUGGUUCUUUUCUUGUAUGUGAUAUAUACUUUACGCAACUGUGCAGGAAACUAGAUUAUUUCUCUAUCAUCAAUUCUUCUACUGCAAUUAUCAUUUUGGGCCUGCAUUGGCAAAUAUUUAACACAAAUGCUUUUCACA